Molecule: messenger RNA, 648 nt
Organism: Aphidius gifuensis
Lineage: Eukaryota; Metazoa; Arthropoda; Insecta; Hymenoptera; Braconidae
Gene: RpL24
Product: 60S ribosomal protein L24
Exons: 5
Coding region: 110-577 (155 amino acids)
Biological process (GO): cytoplasmic translation
Cellular component (GO): cytosolic large ribosomal subunit
Molecular function (GO): mRNA binding; structural constituent of ribosome
Source: RefSeq, a predicted model, not a curated record
UAUGUCUGAAAAAAAAAAAAAAAAAAAAUACCUCAUUUUUUUCUUCAUCUCUUUCAUUUAUUCGUGAUUCGUUUUCGGGUUUACGUGUUUUAACUAACCAACAAUCACGAUGAGAACGCACAUGUGCGCCUACAGUGGGUUGAAAAUAUACCCAGGACAUGGAAAGACAUUGGUUAAAGUUGACGGAAAGUCAUACACUUUCCUCAAUGGAAAAUGUGAAGCUGCUCACAAAAUGAGACGUAAUCCCAGAAAGGUCACCUGGACUGUUCUCUACAGACGUAAGCACAAGAAAGGUCAAGAAGAAGAACAAGCAAAAAAAAGAACUCGUCGUACACAAAAGUACAACAGAGCUAUUGUUGGUGCAUCACUCACUGACAUCUUGGCUAAACGUAACAUGAAGCCAGAGAUCAGAAAGGCUCAACGUGAACAAGCCAUCAAAGCUGCAAAAGAACAAAAGAGAGCACAAAAAGCCACCAAGAAAGUUGUAGCACCAACAAAACCAAAAGCUCUUGCUAAAAAAGAUAAGGCACACAAAGUUACACAAAAAGCAGCCCCAAGAGUUGGAGGAAAACGAUAAAUUUUCUUAAAUUGAUCUUGAUAAUAUUUUAUAAUAUUAAAAAUAAUAAAAACAAUAAAUACAAAAAUAAA